AUUUCCUGGGCGGCGAGGAGCGCGCGCGUACGCCGGCCUGUGGCGGCGUCUCGUUCAAACGGCCCAAUCAGCGAGCGCGGCUGCGCUCCCACUCCCCGUGCUCAGCCCUCUCCGUUCUUUGGGGACCCUUCCCCGGGCCCCGCGUGUUCCACUGACCGGACGACCCCGCGCCCUCUCCUCAAUUUCUCCCGCCGCAGCCCGAGGACUACGGGAAAAGGAUGAGAGCGUCGGACGCCGCGGGACGUGCGCGCUGACGUCACGAGUCGGGCCGCGGCGCUUCAGGGUCGCGGAGGGGCGGGGCCUGCAGAGCGCUAUAAAAGGGGCGCGGUGCGCGCGCUCCUGGCUCAGUGCGGCCGGGCGCCGGGGCAAGGCGGGCUUCGGCACCUACGGACCGUCAGUGGACAGCGAAGUGGGGCCACUCGGGCCACGCCAGGGCCGCAGCGGCCGCAGCCGGCGGUCCGAGGAGCGCAGGAACGGGGGCCGGGGGACCCGCCCCCGGCCGACCGCCGUCAUGAACUCCAACGUGGAGAACCUGCCACCGCACAUUAUCCGCCUGGUAUACAAGGAGGUGGCCACGCUGACCGCUGACCCUCCCGAUGGCAUCAAAGUCUUCCCCAAUGAGGAGGACCUCACCGACCUGCAAGUCACCAUCGAGGGGCCUGAGGGCACCCCCUAUGCCGGAGGCCUGUUCCGCAUGAAGCUCCUGCUGGGGAAGGACUUUCCCGCCUCUCCGCCCAAGGGCUUCUUCCUCACCAAGAUCUUCCAUCCCAAUGUGGGUGCCAAUGGGGAGAUCUGCGUCAACGUGCUCAAGAGGGACUGGACAGCCAAGCUGGGCAUCCGGCACGUGCUGCUGACCAUCAAGUGCCUGCUGAUCCACCCAAACCCUGAGUCAGCCCUCAACGAGGAGGCAGGCCGGCUACUGCUGGAGAACUACGAGGAGUACGCAGCGCGGGCCCGCCUGCUCACGGAGAUCCAUGGCGGUGCCCCAAGCACAGCCGCGGCACCCUCAGGGGACCCAACCACCGCUGCAGGUGUGGGGGGUGCUGAGGGGCCCAUGGCCAAGAAGCACGCAGGUGAGCGGGACAAGAAGCUGGUGGCCAAGAAAAAGACGGACAAAGACAAGAAGCGGGCGCUGCGGCGGCUGUAGGAAUCCCCUUUCCUGACCCGACCGCCCCCAACUCUAUCUCUUAAGUUAUUUAAGUUAUGACGGGGAUGGGGAGGGCUGGGCACUGGGACCUGGAUUUGUUUUUCUAAAUAAAGUUGGAAAAGCAG
Sorex fumeus (smoky shrew) is the source of this 1272-nucleotide messenger RNA. RefSeq names its product ubiquitin conjugating enzyme E2 S (gene UBE2S). The record is from RefSeq and is a predicted model, not a curated record. Bases 512 to 1147 code for a protein of 211 amino acids. The transcript has 4 exons. NCBI's taxonomy places the organism in Eukaryota, Metazoa, Chordata, Mammalia, Eulipotyphla, Soricidae.